Molecule: messenger RNA, 5264 nt
Organism: Vombatus ursinus (common wombat)
Lineage: Eukaryota; Metazoa; Chordata; Mammalia; Diprotodontia; Vombatidae
Gene: PURA
Product: purine rich element binding protein A
Exons: 1
Coding region: 16-960 (314 amino acids)
Biological process (GO): regulation of transcription by RNA polymerase II
Cellular component (GO): nucleus
Molecular function (GO): DNA-binding transcription factor activity, RNA polymerase II-specific; RNA polymerase II transcription regulatory region sequence-specific DNA binding; purine-rich negative regulatory element binding
Source: RefSeq, a predicted model, not a curated record
CUGAGCGGCAGCAUCAUGGCGGACCGAGACAGUGGCAGCGAGCAAAGCGGAGCGGCACUGGGUUCCGGCGGCUCCCUGGGGCACCCGGGCUCUGGCUCGGGCGGCGGCGGGGGCGGCGGCGGCGGGGGCGGCGGAGGGGCCCCGGGGGGGCUGCAGCAUGAGACCCAGGAGCUGGCCUCCAAGCGGGUGGACAUCCAGAACAAGCGCUUCUACCUGGACGUGAAGCAGAAUGCCAAGGGCCGCUUCCUGAAGAUCGCCGAGGUGGGCGCUGGGGGCAACAAGAGCCGCCUCACGCUCUCCAUGUCGGUGGCCGUGGAGUUCCGUGACUACCUGGGCGACUUCAUCGAGCACUACGCGCAGCUGGGCCCCAGCCAGCCCCCGGACCUGGCCCAGGCGCAGGAUGAGCCGCGCCGGGCGCUCAAGAGCGAGUUCCUGGUGCGGGAGAACCGCAAGUACUACAUGGAUCUCAAGGAGAACCAGCGGGGCCGCUUCCUCCGCAUCCGCCAGACGGUCAACCGGGGGCCCGGCCUGGGCUCCACGCAGGGCCAGACCAUCGCCCUGCCGGCCCAGGGGCUCAUCGAGUUCCGUGACGCCCUGGCCAAGCUCAUCGACGACUAUGGCGUGGAGGAGGAGCCGGCCGAGCUGCCCGAGGGCACCUCCUUGACUGUGGACAACAAGCGUUUCUUCUUCGACGUGGGCUCCAACAAGUACGGGGUGUUCAUGCGGGUGAGCGAAGUGAAGCCCACCUACCGCAACUCCAUCACUGUCCCCUAUAAAGUGUGGGCCAAGUUCGGCCAUACCUUCUGCAAGUACUCCGAGGAGAUGAAGAAGAUCCAGGAGAAGCAGAGAGAGAAGCGGGCUGCCUGCGAGCAGCUCCACCAGCAGCAGCAGCAGCAGCAGGAGGAUACAGCAGCAGCAACCCUGCUGCUGCAGGGGGAGGAGGAGGGGGAGGAAGAUUGAUCAAACUGUAAAAAACAUAAACACACAUACACACACAAACAGAGAGGAAAAAACUAUACUAUAAAGAAAGAGAGAAAAUAAAAUUUAAAAAAUGUUAAAAAAAAAUGUAACUGUUAACUCCAAGGGAGCACCCACCACCCACCGAACCUCCACCAACUGACAGUUUCUCUUCUUGACUUGCCACCCAUCGCUGGAUGUUGUCCACUUUAUCCACCAUAUAAAACAGUAAGCAGCUGCUAAAACAAAACAAAAAAAAAAACAAAAAAGUAAUAACAUUAUAUAUGAACUGUGUUUCCUACUUGAUUAAAAAAUAUAAAGAACUGAGUGUUUAUUUCCCUAAUUAACCAAGAACUUUUGUACACGUUUAAGCUAUUAUUAUUAAAAGUGUUUGCAAAAUGGUCAAGAUUAUAAUAUUGCUGAAUUAUAUUAAAAAAAGUCCUUUUCAUGUUGAGCUAACAUUUGACUUUAGCACAAAAAAAGAGAUAUUUUAGAACACGUAAAAUAAUAUUUUUAGUUUUUUCUUCUCAUUUUGUUACCAAAUUUCAAACCUUACAUGGAGGUUAUUAUAGUAUAUUUGACACCCUAUAUACCUGUGAUUAGAGAUGUGUAUAUAUAUGAGGGCUAGGCAUGCUUUGUGUCUGAGCUUUGUCUAAAUGUUAUGCAGAAGUUUGUAGAGUUAAAGGUACGUAGGUUUAAUUCAUGCAAGGUAAACAAUAAGUGCUCUCUUUUAUACAAUAUGCAUUGCAUCUGGACCUUAAACAUAUAAAAUGGUCAGUGAAACUUCUGUGAACAUGAAGAAAAUUAUUAAAAAAGGCAUUUAAAUGAAAUUUGCUAAGUUGUGAUUUUUACGGUUUGAACCAAAGUUAUUCAAAUAGUAAAAAAAAGAAAAAAGAAAAAAAGAAUAUCUCCUCCCAUAAUAUUUUUCUGCUCCUGUUUGGUUUACAACUAAGUAGGCGUAUUGUCAUUAUUGUGUAUAUGAGAUGUACUUGUAUUGUUCAUAAUAUAUUUUUUUUAUUAUGUGUAGAAAGACUUAAAGUACUUACUUUAUGUGCAGCAAUUUCCAGUGAACCUGUAUUUGGACAACAGGUAGUGAGUCUUUGUGUGGUCACUGACACUAGCACUGUUUCCUAAACUUGCAAGAGGUCUGAAGCUAUCCUUUGAUUUAUGCCAGUGCUAUUAAUUUAUGUAGGCCUGUUAGAAACCAGUGCAACACAAUUAUAGAGUUAUCCUACUGAGCCAUGGAUUUUGAGUUUCAUAUAAAAGUGAAAGCCAAGUUGGUGUAUGUAAAGGAUUUCCAUGUAGCUGUGGUGCUAGUUAUUACUGGCUACAUUAUUAUUUUAAGUGUAUUUGUGACCCCAAGUGUACAAGCCUCCUAUCAAGUUUGUUCUUGUAACUCUUAUAUUCAAGGUGUAGGGUAUGAAAAUGCAGAACUUAGGAGAGCACUGAUUUGUCAGCUGUUGUCCUCCAAACUGAAGUUAUUUGUAACUAUAGACUUUUACAGGUUUUCCUUUAAAGACGUUUGUGUGCUUUUAAUUGACAACUAACUUCUUGCUGCUGUAUAGUAAAAUAUUAAUAUAUUUUUAUCAUUAAACUGCUGCAUGACUAUCAUCAUUGAGUGAAGAGAAAAUGUUAUAAAAAAGAUGCCUUAAACAGUACAUUUUUGUUCAGAAUUCUGUCGAAAGCAUUUAAGUAAAUGGAGAAUCUUGUCUGACUCAAAGUUCUGGGGAUGAAAUAAUUUGUUUCUUGAGAAACCUAACCAUGUAGAUCUAACUGCUGUAUAUAGAAGACACCACCUGUAGGAACAGGAAGGUAUCUGUGCUUCUCAAUGAUUGUAAAGCAUUGGCCUAGGAAGGUGAAAAAGUUGUCUAAAGUAACUUUUCUGCUGGUUCAUUUGGUUUUAUUUUUAUAUUUUUAAAGUUCCCUGGUUGUGUUUUUUCUUUGUUUUUGAGAUCUACUGUAUUUGUUGGAUAAACAAGCUAUUUCCAUUGUACUGUGCAUUUCUCUUUUAAAUAAUUUGCUUUUAGUAUUCCUGCAAUGUUAAAUAUGAUAUGACCUUACAGUAGUUAGGAGUUUCUUUUACUUAAAGAUCACUGGAAAUUAUUAAAUUGCUUUUUUUCUCCCCAAGAUGCAUUUUUCUUAUUUCCAAGUAGUAGAAUUAAGCUUUGACAGUACGUAAUGUGAGUCAUUUGGAAUGCUUUUCACCUGCAUGUAAACAUUGAUUAACGACCUGGGAUUUUUUGUUGUUGUUUUAAAGUUUGUUGAGCAGUUUGUUCACUGUACUUCAACUGUGAUAUAGAAAAGAUUGCAUUAUCUGUGCUGUUUCUAGUUAGAAAAGUGAUUUGCUUUGAUUUUUGUUUCUGGUUUAUUGUAGGUCUAAAAAGUUAAGCCUUGUAUCACAGGUGGUUGGAAUACUUCUGCAUCAGUGUUUUAUAAGUGCCAGCAGUGCAAGUCAGCAAAACCAAGUCAAAUUUAGGCAAAGUGACCUUUCUCACCAUAGAGAAGAGAGUUCUUUCACAAGAUUUUCUUUAGGGUCGGAAUUACCUAAGGGAAACCUUGACUGUAGAUUUCAGAUUCUGUUUUGGAAUUGGACCAGAUAGAAGUAUAUGGGUUGUGCAAUUCUAGUUAUGCUAUAAGAGUUGAUUGAACACAAUCUUAGCAAGUUUUUGUGCAUGGUGUCUGAUUUGCAGUCAGUGGAUUUUUGUUUGAAUCCACCUAUAGAUAUACUAAGAUUUACAUGGUGACCAUGGAAAAGAUGCUCUUGUUGCAUGGGUUUAUCCUUGUUCCCUUCUUCCCCCCCCCCCCCAAGAUGCUUGGUACCUUACUAAGGUUCAGUAUCUCAGUGUUUUGCAGCUGAAAGUUGUUUCUUUUGUUUUUCUUAAAAUGGUAACCCUGUUUAUGCUAGAACAAUAAAGGUAUUGGUAUAUUUGACCAUAUGUGUAACUCAAAGAAGACAGUAUGAUCAAAUGUGCCAAAGGAAAAAAAAAACAACAGAAAACAAAACCAAUUCCUGACAAGUAUUGCCUUAUUUUCCUUAAUGAUCUGCUUUGUCUUAUAAUGGUCCAAUAGCUUAGUCAAAUUAUAUUUGCCUGAGUAUGAAAGAAAACUUGAAAUUCAUUGCAAUAUUGACAUUCUUUAAAAUGAGACACUGUCAAGUAAUUCAACCCAGAGGAAAAUAGCCACCAGAUUUAAAUACCAAUUGUGGUGGUGGUGAUUGUGGUGGUGAUGGUGGUGAUGGUGGUGGUGGUGGUGGUGGUGGUGGUGUUGGUGGUGGUGGUGGUGGUGAUGUUUACUCUUUUAUUUUAAAAGCCACUGUUGAUUUGUGCCUCACAUUUUUCAUGCUGAGUAGCAGUCAUCCAGCCACAGAGGGAGCUAAAGUUAACUAACCAGAACUGUACAGAAAUCAUUAUACGUGCUUUUUCACAGCAAAGGAAGUUCCUAAGAAAAGCCAUGUUGGCUUUUACUCUAUAAAAUACAGAUUGGAGGAUAGAUGAAUAUUUGCCAAAUAGAAAGAAACAAUAAGAGAGAAAAAAUAUUGUUUUCUAGCUUUUCAAAAGCCAUGGAGUCUCUAAACCAAAACAUACCAACAAAAAUCCUUGACAGUGUCACUUUUUAGUUUUCCCUAAAAGGGAUUGAAGUUUAACUAAAGUAUAAAUUUUAGCAGUAUUUUGUUUUGUUUUGUUUUCAAGAUUUUACAAAUACUUUUUAAAGAAUAGAGUUGCUAUAGUAAAAAUGGAUUACUAUCUUGAUUUGUUUAUUCAGGUCUGCAGAAGGCUGCUAGUAAUUUUAACCCUUCCCUUAUCCAAAGUAGACAAUUAUUUUUAUUUGGGAACAAGUACAUUGUUGCCUUUUAAAAUAGCACUAUAACAACACUAUUAAUUGUAGUGUAAUAUUUAUCCCUUGCAAACUAUGCAAAGUAAGUGUAAAUUAGGAUUAAAUUAAAGAUAGUUGAUUACAUUUCAAUCAGGUGGCAUUCAGGAAAUUAACUGAAUUACAUACCAAUAAAAACUAUUAGUCCAAGAACUAUGUAUGCUAACAACAAAAUAUAACUUAGCUACCUAGUCUAAAAAUUGUCAACAUUAAUAUUGUGUAACAGGUCUGGAGAAGAUUGCCUCCUUUCUUAAAAAGAGAGAUUAAGAAUUUUUAUAAUUGUUUUUCAUCAAAUUUUAAUAUUUUUGUCAAAUUUUUAGGUAUUUAAUUUGUAAAACAGUCUGCUUUGUACUAGCAUACAGAAAAUAGGGUAUUGAUUUAAACUUUUUGAAGCCAAGUGAUCAAGUACAUUUGUAAUAAAAGUCAAUGGAUCGAUA